GCAGUCUUCAGCGAGGCAAAGGUGAAUAUACAGGGACCAGAUGGCGUUUCUCCAGACGUCAUUUUUUUUGUGGUUCUACUCUACAUUCAAUCCUCCCUCUCCAACUUACCACUUCUAGACACCUGGUAGACAGAUAGCGAUCGCGAUUACCACGGUCACAAGGUCACCCACCAGCAACCCAUGAUGGCGAGCAGCGUAGAUGCAAAGCUCUUGAGAGCGACAAAAUUCCCCCCAGAGUUCAAUCAGAAGGUUGACAUGCAAAAGGUCAACCUUCAGGUCAUGAAAAAAUGGAUUGCGAGCAAAAUCUCCGAAAUAUUAGGAUCCGAAGACGAUGUCGUCACUGAGCUUUGCUUCAAUUUGAUUGAAGGCACCCGAUUCCCCGAUAUCAAGUCUAUGCAGAUCCAACUGACUGGCUUCCUCGACAAAGAUACCGCCCCGUUCUGCAAAGACCUCUGGAAACUAUGUUUGAGCGCCCAGUCAAGUCCGCAAGGUGUUCCUAAGGAGCUUCUAGAAGCUAAGAAAUUGGAGUUAAUUCAAGAGAAGAUUGAUGCGGACAAAGCUGCCGAAGAAACGCGCGUCAGACGAGAAGCACAGGAACGUCGCGAUCGCGAAUUGGCAGAUAUCCGAGACCGAGAGCGCCGGGAGCGUGGUUUUCGUGGUGGGCGCGGCGGCGAUAACUGGCGUGGUGGAAGACGUGGCGGUGAUCGGGCUUUUGGCGGCCGCGGUAGAGGCUUUGGGCGAGGAGGUGACCGAUCCCCAUCUCCACCAAGGCGAGAACGGGACUCCUACCGUGCCGACCGUGACCGUUAUGUCCCCCAAAACCGUCGCGGUAGUCGGCAGGAGCUUAGGCGACGCCGUUCAGCAUCUCGCUCUGGAAGCCCUAACUCGAGGGACUCGGCAUCUCGAUCCCGGUCGCCCAGCGUGACUAGCGACCGUGGUCGACGAGCUAGCCUUCGAUCACCUACUCCACCACGCUACCGUUCCCGAGGACGUCGAUCGUCCCCCCCUCGCUACAGAAAUACAGCAAAGCGGGACCGAUCUGUUGGACGAACGAGAGAUUAUAAACCUGCUAGAGACGGUCCUAAAAGAAAGUCCUCUUCGCCAAGCAGUGCCAGCAGGUCUGACAGUAGUUCACGCUCACGAGCUCCUAAAAGGCGCAGGUAUUCGAACUCAGCUAGCCGCUCAAGGCCUCCUCCACGUCGGGAUACACGACGACUCAGUCGCUCUCGAUCAUCAUCCUAUUCCCGAUCACGAUCACGAUCACGAUCACAGUCACGAAGUCGUAGUCCGAGACGAAGACAUGUCCGUGAGCUCAUCAGCCGGAGCCCUUCUCCUAGCCGGCGUGGGCGACUAAGACGGUCUGUUACACGAAGUCCGAGCUCGGAGAGGUCAAGGAAGGAUAAUGCGCGGUCACAGCAAAAAGUUCGACGAGUGAACAGAGAUGAUAGCGAGGCUAGAGAUGUCCCUUCGAGAAAGCGGAGAUACUCUACUAAGUCCCCUCGUGCCCGUGACAGAUCGGCUGAUGUUUCGGAAGAUGAAAAGAAAUCCCAAUCCCCCAGGCACCAGGCAGCCUCGACAGCUGAUGAGACCCCGCAGCAGCGGGCAAAUGAGCUGCGAGAAAAGCUUUUAAAGGAGCGAAUAAAGAAGUCGCAGGACCUUUUUUUUAUUUGCAGAUCCGGCCAUCCUUAAGAUAUAAGAGUGUAUGGGUGCCCUGGUUGACAGCAUUUAUUGUUUUGGGGUCUCAAGGUCAGUACACAAACAAACAUGCUUUGCCUCAGCUUAUGAAGCAUAGCAAUAUGCAGAUAGAUGAUCAGACAAUAGACUUGGUAUAAAAACUCACU
Messenger RNA from Hypoxylon fragiforme, 1841 nucleotides. RefSeq lists its product as uncharacterized. Lineage: Eukaryota; Fungi; Ascomycota; Sordariomycetes; Xylariales; Hypoxylaceae. Gene Ontology annotation, biological process: regulation of mRNA splicing, via spliceosome; mRNA processing. The record is from RefSeq and is a predicted model, not a curated record. The coding region runs from base 181 to 1689 and encodes 502 amino acids. Gene Ontology annotation, molecular function: RNA binding. The transcript has 7 exons. Gene Ontology annotation, cellular component: spliceosomal complex.